This is a messenger RNA of Trachymyrmex septentrionalis, 207 nucleotides long. Its product is annotated as fatty acyl-CoA reductase 1-like. Lineage: Eukaryota; Metazoa; Arthropoda; Insecta; Hymenoptera; Formicidae. The annotation marks the transcript as partial. The transcript has a single exon. The record is from RefSeq and is a predicted model, not a curated record.
CGAAUCUCAGACGGAUUGGACGUGUUACAAUAUUUCACCACGAGGGAAUGGGUGUUUUAUAAUGAUGGACUAAUUAAAUUAUACCAAGAGCUAUCGACGAAAGACAAGAAUGUGUUUAGAUUUAUAAUGUAUGAUAUCGAUAUAGACGAGUAUCUUAAAAAUAUUCUCCUUGGCGCACGACAGUAUUGUAUGAAAGAGGAUUUGUCU